AGAGAGAGAGAGAGAGAGAGUCAACGAGAUAACAUGCGUUACGGUUUUUGAAAAAAGUACGGCAAUACUCUGAUGCCUCCUUAAUUGAUUUCAUAAUGGCGUACAGUUGACCGCGAGGUUGCAUGUUACUCAUGUGAGCUUGUACGUUACUUUAACCAAUCACGACAGCUCUCUGGCAAGCCAUGUUUGUUUUAUACUAUAUUCUUUUAAAGUGAGAUAGACGACCACGUGGCCGGAGCGGCCAUGCUGAAAUAAGUCGUGCUUCGUUAUAACCAUUUAUAUUAUUGACAUGUUGAUUAUUUUAGCUAUGCGACUAAAGUAAUCGUCAAAUCAAUAAUCCAAAUUAUUCAAUCGUCAUGUAAUCACAAAUAAUUUAACCGAUUGAUAAAAUUGAUUAUUGAUCAGCGUUCUACGCUAAUUUUUCUACUUAGUUCUAACGAAAUCUGUAUACGAGCGGUCGGACGUCUAAUUUCAGACGUGUAUACAUGUUUCAUUAAGAAACGGCGCUGAAACCGCGACGUCCUCCGCGGCCCCAAUUACCGCCGGUGCAGCUGAAACAGCCGAAGGAGAACAACAAUCUACGGGGAGGUAGACUCCCGAGUUUGGUCACAUUAAUCUAACGCGGACGUAGCCUGGAUAGACGCGUCGUACACAGCUUGCUUUGAAAUCGACCACGAUCGCGACAAGGGCGUUCUUAAUUAAGUUGUGCGCGAUUGCGUGUUGCGCUCGCUCACUCACUCGCGCGUCACGUAGACGACGUUUCCCGACGACGCGUCGCCGUCAGCGGAACGGGGUGUCGAUGGAAGACAAACGAGGGAAGAUAUAGACGUCGGCGGAUCAGAACAACGGACUUUUAUCAAUGUUUCCAGCUGAUGUGGCGCUUUCACAGAGGUUUGAUCGCGUUUUCCGACUGAAACGUUCCGAGCGGAAUUAUUUUCUUCCCGAUCGUUUUUCUCCCCUGUCUCGCUUAUCACAAUCCGUGGUCGCGAUAUUUCUUGCCUACCGUGCUCGUCGCUCGCGAAGGCCGGCCUCGUACAAAUUACGUAAUGCCGUUAUUAUAGCGCGGGUAAAGCCGCGUAGCGGAAAGAAGUAGCUUGGCAUUAUUGGAUCAUGGGCUCCGAACGGAUCUCGUUAUCCUCGAAUACGAAACGGGCAUCUGCUCGUCCAACGUGACGCUCCGAUAAGAACGUCGCAUCGAUAAACGGAAGAAUGGCGGCCCGAGCGGAACAUCGUUCGCGUUAUUCGUUGAAAACGGAAACUCACCUUCCAUAUCCGCGCAACAGAUUUCCGGUAGACAGACCUCGACGGAGCAGACCUUAGUCGAAAUCUUGGGCCUGCGACGUUUCUCCACCUGUUCUUUCGACUCCACGACCGAAGCUACUAUCGCCGCCGCCUUCUCCUCCUCCUUCUCGAAGACUGUCGUUUCUCGCGUUAGAGACUCGGCCGGAAGUUCAGGCUUUAUCGCUUUCCUCGUCUUCACCUUUCUGACAGGCUUCGUCGGCUGUUCUUGCUCUUUGACUAUUUGCUCUUCCGUCUUCAAUGGCACACGCUUCUUUCGUCUACGCAACAUUUCCUGCGAGAUUUUCCGUUCGUCAUCCACCAAAGGCGCGUAGCUGGCGAAUUCCUGGAGAAACGUCGAGAUCAAAGUUCUCAUGAGAAUCUCUCGCGUGUACUGCGUCGUUGUUAGUUACAAUCGUGUUUUAAAAUCCGCCGUGACGGCUAUGCUGUAGAAAGGAUGAACAAUAAUAAGUUACUCGAGGCGCUGUUUUUUUUUUUUUUUUACAGUAUAGUUUCGCUUUAGCGACGAAAAUCUCCAUGCGAAGACGAGCAACGCGUUAAUUAUUCUCCCACUAUAUGUAAGCGCUGCUCGUUAAUGUUUUAACAUAGACGCAAAGAUACGGGCGUUUUAAACAGACAGGAUCUCGCAUCUUACACGGAGAGUGCUCUUUUCUUCUUUGCGCGACUACUUAAAUUCCUUCCUCACCCUCUCGACCGCGCGAAAAUACGCCGCCUGCGAUUCCAUCAGUUCAGCGUCGUUCGUGAAGAACAAGUCGUUCCUCGCAGUUUUCCUCGACCGAGAUUUCGUCCGGGGCAGCUCGCUCUUUUCCCUAAUCUUCUCCUUGUGUCUCAUCUUAUUCUCCUCUUUCUUUUGCUUGGCCUUUGACGUGGACGUCGAGGGGCGUCCAUGGACGUCCGCCGCGGGAUCUUCGCGAGCGUUUGUUCGCAUCAGCCGUAUUUCCUUCAAUCGAGUGUCGACGGUCUUUUCGAAACGACUGCAGCUCUCGAGGUACUACAGUAAAGGACACGCCGCCUUUCAUCUUUGAUCAGCGUAAAGUGACGUAAGAUCAAAGUUGGAAAUACACGUUCAAAUUCGAAGAAAAUAGCAAGCCGGAAAAUUGGAGCUUGCAAGUGCGUAAUGCAAGGGGAGACGACAAAGAGAUGCUCUCUUUUCGCGGAUAGUAUCAAAAAUCAAAUUUGAGGCGUGUAUCUUCUGGGACGAUGCGUGUACACAUCGUCCUUUUUUUAACCAAUCACUGGAGCUCGUCGAGAUACUCACGGAGUUUAGAUUUGUCUUGUCGGCCUUGGAGCUGAUGGUGUGUCCUUCGGCGCAUUGCACGAGAUAUAUCUUACCGUUGUGAGCACCGACGGCCAGGAGAUGACCGGCUUCGUGAGGCGCGAUGGUCAUGAGACGCUCGUCGCAGACGCGGAACAUGGCUACCGGCGCGUCCACGCCGUUAAGGACGUCAUACACCUCAAGCAGGCCUGUCACACUUAUGGUGAAGAAUACCGAGUGUCUGGCCCUGCUCCAGCAGCCUCCGCUUAAAUCAGUGUUCUGUUCGCUGUGCGCGCACGAAAUUUUAUCUUUUACUCUUGCUCUCUCUCUUUCUCCUGCGCACUCGCUCGGAACGAUAACAACAUUAACCCCGAAAGUACGCGGGCAAAAAUGACGAUCGAAACCGUCGUUUGACGGCGAUAAACAAGACAUUAAUCGCGCGAUGCAACUCUGUUUACGCGUUCCGCUCUGUUCCGCGCUAAAUAUUCGCGGCUGUGCUGUACCUUCAUGCACUAAUCCGAAGAGAGGUACCGCAUACUGACGAUGUUGACGAUAAGAUGUAUCAGCGGUGGUGUAUUGUAUCGUAAUAAAUAAUCAAUAUAUGUAGCGCGAAUUUGGAUUGGAACAGAUAGUUUGGAAGCAGAAGCUUGAUUAUUUCGAGAAUCGCGCAAAUUUGAAGCAAUAGUAGAAGAUCGAACUGAUCAGGCAGCCCAACUCUAACAGUGGCGGCUUGAACUGAUAGCAAGUACCCGAAAGCUCUCGCUUCACCUCGCGCCACCAAACCGGUCCCAACGCGAGUAACAUCAGAUCCGAGAGAUCCGUCACUUUGGUCAAGAGUCGCUUGCUUUAAUCCGAUUAAUUUUAACCAACCAACCGAAUGGUGAUCAAGCUAUCCUCUCUGGUAUCGUCCGCCCAGAUCUUAGCGGUGCAGUCGCCCACGGUGAGGAAGUUCUUUGGGAUGAAGGGGUUUCGAUCGAUGGCGAUGACCGGGCCGUGAUGACAGUUGAAUCUAUGGGCAAGCUUCUCCACCAGAGAUGCCGUCCGGCGAUUGACAUUGACUACCACGCCGUUUUGCAUGCCCGCCAUGAACCUGUAGCCCAUGGUGGGCUCAAACUGCAGCGACGUGACGCCAAUCGCCUUGACGACAUUUGCGCGAGCCGGCUCAUCCAGGUCCAUCACCAGCACAUCGGUCGGCUGCCUCAGCUUCCUGAUGUCCCACCACCUGAUCGUGCCGCUGGUGGACGCCGAGAAGAACUCCGUGUUGGUCUUGGAGACGAGCCAGAGCGCCUGGUUCGCCGGGUUUCUUUGCGAGUUGCCAGCGAAAAGGGGAGAAGAAACGAGAGUGACGAGGAUUACAAUUUGGCAGCGAGGCGGUCCUUUGGAAGCGUUUUGCCGCCGUGACGAUGAUGACAAUGACAACGACGACGACGAGAUCACGACCGCGUUUGCAAAACGAGCGAGGGAGAGGAGUCACGGCGAUCUGUAAAGCCAGUCGGCUGUAGACCGCUUCGUAGCGUCGACCUGCGACAGGCAGCUUGUACCGUUUAAUUACCGUCUAAUUCAGUUAAUUGACCGACAUAGGGCUCGACGAUGGGGAACGAGGUCACACUUUCUCGGCUCGGCACGAUCGGAUAGAACGGUACGUCUCUCUAUUGUCGUUGAUUUCGAAAUUUAGCUCGACCGAAGUGGAAAACGCGAAGCCAAUAACGGCGAUCUCAAUAACGUCGCGGGGACUCUCGAUAAUAAACUUAAUAACGGCGCAAAGCUAUCAGGAAAUUACGAGCAUUCGUUUAAUGCAAUGAAAUUAGAAUCAUAAUGUAGAACGUUAAAGGAACGUUAAGCGAAAGUGAAAAAGAGAAUUAUCGAAAGCUGCUCGAGGAAUAUACACGAUUAUUUGAGCAAAAUAACGGCGCAGAUAUUAAUUAAAUGUAUGCGAGUAAAUGCAGUUAUGUAUGCAGCAUGUAUGCGAUAAAAAUGCAGCUUUCUGCUUGUAAUUUAUACGUGGGUGGUCAAGCAUUGCCAAUUGUAUUAACACGUUCUCGUCGAUGUACGAUGCCCGCCGCAGGAUGCAUUAAUCUAGGCAUUAGAAACUACCGUUUGCACGGCUUUGCGGCGUUUCUCUCGGAGGAUAUUUGCGAUUCCGGACGCCAUACGUCAAAGUCAAGCACGUUCAAGUUCUGGCCAAUAAUCUCGGCGGAUAGGUGUAAGUCCUAGGGAACUUCCCAUUCGGAGAUGGAUAGGUACCUGUGGCUAAACUGAAGAUGCGACAUUUGCACUGGCCUAUUCCCAAUCCGAGUGUCCCAGUUGCACACUUGGCCAGACAUUAGUCCGCUAAUGAGCAUCGACGGAUCGCGCGGAUUAAACUCGAUGGUCAUUAAUGGCGACGAAGACCUCAGUUGCAUCACCGGCUUGUUCGGGUUUUCUGCAACGAGAUGCAAUUACGCGUCGUAUCAUUUCCUCUUGGGAGCUUAACUAUUGCUGAAUAAAUGUUCGGCCAAAUGCCCAAAUAUUGGGUUGUUUUUAAACUUCGUAUAAAAACAUAUAAAAUAUCCUCUCAUUAUAUUCGUGCGCGCAUUCUCUUCUCUUUGCGAAACGCAAUAAUUCGUUUAUUGCGAAAUUGAGGAGUAACCCAAAAUUGACGAUUAAAUGGACAGGCAUUUUCUCACGCGCACUUUAAAUUUUUUUGUGCUUAUGCUUUAAAUAAAAAUAUUCGUAUUGCUAAAGGGCUUGCAUAAAGCUGGCUCGUUUUUAAUAUAAAACUUGAAAAUAUUUUUAUUGACGGUUUUCCGCAUGUAUGUUUACUUGUCUCUGUAUCUAUAUGUAUAUUUUAUAUGUCUAUAUAUAUAUAUAUAUAUAUAUAUAUAUAUAUAUAUAUAUAUAUAUAUAUAUGCAGUAUCUGAAAUCUGUGUUACACUCGUGAAGAAUUUUAUACCGCGCCAUAUUAUACAGCCGGAAAUCAUGUUACUGGAAAUGCGUUCGGCUUUAUAGGAGAUUGUUUUUGUCAUGUGAUACGUUUCUGUCAAUAACAAACGUAAACAACACGCGUGCGCGCCGCGCGCGACGUCUGGUAUAGAUAUAAAGAUUCACGUCAGUGAGACACAUUUCAAAUAUUAUGAAGGACUUUGAAACGGCCAAUCGAUUUCCGCAACCAGAACCAGGACGGGCGAAUGACAGGUCGCGUUUGACGACGACACGAUGAAACAUACUUCCGAUACGUUGUAAAACGUGUCACCCGACACGCUAAAAAACAGAAAAGAAAUCUGCGAACGAGCGAGAGAGAGAGAGAGAGAUUAAUAUAGAAGGAAAUUUAAUAAAAUCCAGAAAUUCGAGGAGAAGUUGAUUCGCGUGAAAUACAACAGAAAAUUAAUUUGCGUGAAAAUUUCAAAUUAUUUUAAUAUUAAAAUUAUACAGAAAAUUGCAUGAAAAUAAUAUCAAAAAUAAUCAAGUGAAUUGCAUUGGUUCGGUUUCAGUAGAGGUAAUUUUUACGCAGAAUUUUGAACUCCCAUUUCGCGUGACAUAUCGACGUAUCGUUCAAAGCGCGUUUGUUUAUUUGAAAACGUCUCGCGGUGACGACGAUGCUCGCGUGAUAAUUUCAAACGACACUCUACCAAUGUCCCAUAUAUAGGAGCAAGGAUCCACGCUGGGUGGUUGCCUCUCGAACUCCAUGAAAGAGUAAGCGCCGGCCAAUCGAUUAUGUUCGCCGGACGACCACGAUAGAUGACUGACCGGUCUUACGAUGGGCUGCGGGUCGACGUACACAUUUGACGUCCUGAAAGACAAAAGGAAAGUCACAACCCCCGCGAGAUUCGUAUAAAAUCGCACCCGUGGAAAUCCCACUUUUCGCUUUCUCCUGUACUUUUUUAAUAAAAUUCCCACGCGGGGCGCGCGUAAAUCAUCCGCUCAGCGACGCGACGAUGAAGGACCGUUGCUUUUACACGUUGCAGACGUCAUUUCUUCCUUUUGUCCCUCGUUCGUGCGGCAGUGCACUUCGUGAGCGAGCCGAUUAAUUGUAACGACAGCCAUGGAUUCUUUGUUAACGUUUCGAGAGGAUACGAACGAACGAGAGGAUAGAAGCGAACGAACACCAUUAGCUCUUGGAGAGACGUAACGGCGAUUUCUUCCUGUCGCGAUCAAAAUGGUUUUCCCCGCUCCGUUUCAAGGAUUUGUCGGACGCGAGAGCGAGACGACAGGACACUUCUGAUCUUGUAAAGAGAAAAGCAAUGCGAGGAACAAAAUGUUGUCUCGCAGCGUGGCUGUUCGUGAGAACGCGGCUUCCGUCUCGAAUUUUAUCCGAUUAUUCUUUCAACUCUCUCUCUCUCUCUCUCUCUCUCUCUCUCUCUACUUCGCGAAUGCUCCUCUCUCGCGCUUCGAUGAAUCCCCGAUGGAGAAAAGAGAGGACAAAAAUAUUAGAGACCGUUAUCUCUCCCGUUUUCAUUUUUUAUUCGUUAGAAAAAGAAAUGUUUUUAAUCGAAAUGUUUUUUACCGGUGUCUGCGGAUUAAAUUGGGAAGAUAAGUAGUGCAUUCACCGUGUCAAGCAUUGCUACAAAUUCAAGAGCGUCGUCGCAGCGUCGCAGACGGCGACAUUUAGGGACUCACGUGUGUGCACAUACGAGGAAAGAGGAUCAAUCCGCUCGCGUGGAUCGAUAUCCGGCCUGAGAGCGGCGGAGCACCUGCGAGAAGCGCAACACGUGUUCGGUCGCGCGAGGAAGAAGACGGAGAAAAUUCGUGACUCGCGUUAAACAAGCGUCGCAGGACGAAAAGCCCAGCGAGAUAAGCGAUUUUCCUCCCGUGAGCCGCUCGACGACAACGUCAUCCUCCAGCGAAGCGACACAUCGAUUUAUGGAUUCGCCGUCCCGUCAAUAAGUCGCCCUUCAUGUAAAAUACGCGAAGAGUUAGUCGAGAUACAGCGGGACGAUAAGAGUAUACGUAUCUCGUGCGCGUAUCGGAAAAACGUUGCGAGUGGAUGUGUUUUCGAAGAGGAAGAUUUCUUUCAAGUUAGCGAGUUAUUGGACUAUUUUUUCUCGCGUCACGAGAUGCGCAAAAACUGCCUGUGGAUUUAUGAAAGCCGGCCUUUAUCAGUCUGGACAAGAACGCGAUCGGCGAGUGAGUUGCGAGGAAGAUCGUACGCGUCGCGUAUGAUAAUUCUGCACGUGAGCGCGAUUUGUUGGGGGAGAUUUAAUCCAGCAGCGAGAGGAAGCGCACGUCGGACUUGGAAUGUCCCCGAGAUAUCGCCGAUAACAGGAUUUGCAGUUCAAUACCGGUCGAUUGCAAAUAAAAAAAAAAAACGGGUGAUCGGGUGCGCAUCAUCUGGAACCCGAGUUUCGCGAGCUCUCUAAACAAACAACUCGCACGAACGUCGUUAACGUCGUUUUCGUCGGAUUCCAAUUAAAAAAUAAUAACGCGCUGCGCGUGAGAAUAACGACACCUUGUGAGCUUUUUUUACCAUAUCUGCAAUUUCUCUAAAACUGUGACGUUUGCAAAUUACAAAUUUUGAUAGCAAUGAAAAUGCGACAUACCUCACACCGCGAGGAAGGACCAGCGCAGUCGGCACUAUAUCAUCGAAAUAAUGUUCGUAAAUGUUGAUCGCGCUAUUCUGCUUCAUGCAGCGCUCCAUAGGCUAAACGCGACAAAGCAAUGAAUCGAUAAUUAGUCGACGGAAAUUAAUAACUAAACAUCAUCGUGUAAGAGGGAGUUGUCGAAAAUAUUUUUUUAAUGCUUAUAUAGCAUGCACAAAAUAAGAUGUAAUUUAACUAUUUUUAUUUAUAUUCCUUAUUGCUCAUUUAUUUCUCAUUUCUAUCAAUUAGAUUCGUUCAUAUUCAAUAAUAAUAAAGAAAUUAACGAGGAUUUAGAAGAUAUAGUACGAUUUUGACUACACGAUGCCUUUCUUUACUCAACAGUCAGUCAGUUUCUUCGACAGUCUCUCCGCAGUAUACGAUGAUGUCGAAAAGUAGACUUAAAUAGUCAGAAUAUAUCUAAUAAUAAAUAUCUUAAAAAACCGCUCUCUCUCUCUCACGCCGACGAGUGUCUUCAUCCUCGGCUGCCAAUUUUCGCCCCGCUCGACGCGCCGGCGAAAUCUGUACGUGCUUUCUUCAUCCCUUGGAUUUAUCUCCUUGGGCCAACCGCCCUCGAAGUGAAACAUCCCCGUAUCGCUCGUCGCCUUAUUGACGGUUUGCAUCUGACACGAAGGAGCAAAAAGAGGUAUCACGAGUUGGCGGGUGCAACGAUGAAGUUCUGAGAGGCGACCUCGUCACAAUCCCUCGACAGCCCGUCAUCGUCCUCACCUCUUCUGAGCGUCUUUUUAUCGCAAACGUAAAACCUUAGCGCCACACUUAACGCUCAAGACGCCCUUGAGGAACGUGUCGCGACGGUUAAAGCCGUUUACUCGGGAUAAAAUGCAAUCUCCCACCCUCUCUCGCACUGCACACUUUACAUUAUCAAUCCAUAUCUCCAUCGCGGCGCGGCUUACCUGUCUUCCAUAAGACGCGAAUCCCUACCCAUCCGCCGCGGGCUCGCAAUAAACAAUUUACGACACGUUUUAACGUAAAGCCCGGUUUAUGUUACGGCACGUGUUGUCAAAAACGUUCUCAUAAAUAUUGAGCCAUUACGUUUUCAUGGGAUUAAAUUUGCCGGAUUUUAUUUUUAUUGCGGAAAGAGCGCGUGGUCCGACGUAAAUUGAUGCGGGACGCGCGCGCGGAACAAUAUUACAUUUGAAUUAAACUUUCCGCGAGUUCCGCUUCGCGCGCACGCGCGCGCUCGUGAAUACUCCGGGAUUUCCAGGCGUAAAUUUUGCAUAUUUUUGUGGUGUCCCGAAUAAUACCUAAUUUACAACGGCGUAAUUCCUGAAAUGUAAGAGAUACGAAAGCUUGAAAUCGCCGUGCUUACAAAUCCGAGGCGUUUAUUAAUUUUCGGAAUAUGAAAUCGCGACCACAACGGAGCUGCUGUGUAGAAUUAGUUCGAUGGUGAUUCAACGCGAACAUUUCCAUAAUCCGCGUUCUCCCUUAAAUCCCACGGUAUACAUGGUAUAUACGGAGUGUCUCGAAUAUAGAACUCAUUAGCGUUCAGUUGAUGCUGAAUUUGUGAGUGAUAGUUUGAAACACACAGCUCUGUAUCGCACGGUAACAUCGGCAAAACGGGAAUAUCAACGAAGAAACGUCGUUUGGAACUUCUCAUUCUUCAUUCGCGUUAAGAAUUAUUCAAUAUCUCUUUCAACAAUCCGCAAGAGACAGCUCUCCUACGUCUUAAAGUAUCUGUUCAAUUUUUCGAGUUUCUUCUCUUUCUUUUCACAAAGGACUUUCCUCGCACUUUUAUUACAUUAUUUUACGGCCAUUCCCAGCGCGAGUCGACUUGUCUUCUUUUGAUUAGCGGGAGAGUUGCCGCGGCGAAAGUUAUCGAAGUUACGAAGAUUAAUACUGAAGAAGCCGAACUUUGUUCCCUUCGGGCUCUGCGAUUCCCUCACCUCAUGAAGGGCAAAUUGCGCGGACUUCUGUUCGCCGCGGUCGCAGUGGCUCCGUUGGACGUAGCGCCGCAUGAGUCGCGGAUCCGGCGGGAUGUUCUCCUCCACGUUGAUCUCGCUUUCCUCGAAGAAACAUUGCUUACCGAACUGCGACCUCGGUUUGAUAUAUGCGUACUGGAUCAGCAUUAUUGGAAACCGUUCUCCGCCGAACUGGGACGUAUGUAAAACGGCGAAACGACGGCGGACGGAAGGGCCUUUAAAUUAUUUAAAAGGAAUAGGCCGAAGAAAUUCGGCGCGCGUCACGCGUUUACCUAACCGCCGAUACUUUUCACGCACGAGCGCUUGAUCGAGAGAUGCACACAUGACACGUGCGCUCAAUAUAGCAGCAUGACGAGCCAUUAAGACGAUGUUCAGCUUGUGAAACACGGACCAUGGCUUGAAACCGGGAAUAAUACCGGGUGUAACGAGAUAAUGGGCGUCUUGAGCAACUUCCCCCACGUGUUGGCUACUUGACACGGUGGGCCUCGCGCGUGUUCUCUCGUCAUUGAUGAGCCUAAUUACGCGCGAUUACGAAAGUGCUGGUAAGGAUGCUUCUCAAAUAAUUCGAUAAAAUUGCAAUCGACCAUUUCUACCAUAUUCGUUGCGCGAGAUGUUGCACAGGCAGCUGCACAACUCCGAUAUCUAAUUAAUUCGGCAGUCGUACUCUUUAAACGGAAACUAUUACGAGAGAGAAGAAACUCGAAUGUAAGUUCGCGAUUUCAUUUGCUCGCGGCGAGCGCAGUGCUUCUCCAAUUUGCUUACUUACAGUGAGAAUCGCGCGGAACUUUCCAACAGAGUUGCGCGAAAAAAACAAACAAUAUUCAAGCCUCGCGCAGCGUGUCGGAAGUAUCUCUUACUUUGCGAAAUAAACGAUACUUCCAGAGUUCGGACGGAUUGAUAUCUCAAAGUAAACACGCGUGAUGGGACACGCGUAGGAAAACUUAGCGAUCCUCGUCGUGACGGAGGGAGGAUAGAAAGAGAAAGAGAGAGAUAGGGAGAGCGGUUGCGUAAUUUCUUGCGCGGCGCUCUGUUUCUGCGGUGCAUCCUCUUUGUGCAUCGGCGAUUCGAUUGCGCGUCAAUUCGCCGCGCUGGAUGCACUCUAUGGAAUUACCGUACUGCGCGCGUUCUCGUUGCUGCCGGACCAUCGCGAUGACAUUAUCCCUUCGCCGAGAGCUUUCACAAUUUCUGCGGCCCGCAAUCCGACGUCCGCUAAUCAACGCUUUCGCGCUACCCGAUAAAUCGGAUGAGCCGCCGGAGCGCUGCACCUAAUGAAUCAGAUUCAAUGCGGAGCCAGCGGCAUUGUGAUCGAUUAUCCUGCGUAGGCGGGCACGCGAGUCUGGAACUUGGCGAUACCCCAAUGCCGGAUUCAAUUUGUGAGUCCCUAAUGGCCGCGCGAUCGGCUCGUCGAAGUUUUAAGAAAUUGGACGCUGCGUCCAAUAUAUAUGUCGACGAAUGGCACGCCGAGCUACUACGAUCGCCCGCUGAUUUAAUGCCUCUAUUAUCGUAGAUGGAAUCGGCAACGAUCGUCCGGAACGCAAAAUUCACUCUUGAUGCUUCUCUGAUGAUCUUAUACAAGAUCUGACUCUACAGCUCCGAGUUCUUCCUUCGUUAAGAAUUCUGUGUAGACUUGAACAUAACAAUCGCUUGCUCAUCGACAUUUGGACAAAGAUUUAAAAUAGACGAAAAUGGUCAGUUCCUUUUAAACGUUUCCAAAACAUGAAGAUUUUAGAAAUACCUUCAAUUAGUUGAAAAAUUGGUGCUUACUUUUUCCUAAACAUUGAUUGAUAUAAAAAGUUCGUCAAACAAAAUAGAAAACAAAAUUAUUCAAUUUCGGAGGAUCAAUAAUUUUUUCGAAUAAAAUUAACCAUAUUGACUCGAUAUUUUUAUAUAUAAUGAGGAUUUUCUGUUUUCUUUUUAAUACCCGAACUCAUUACGAGAAUUUGAUAGAAAAAUGACAAGUUUUUUUGCACCAAACUAAUGCAACCUGUCGAUCCGUCUUUGCCACGUGUCGAAGGUAGAUCAACGAUUCCAUUGCAAGUUACAGGUUCCACGAGCAACAGCGUCACACGAGACGCGUGACGAUAUCGCGAAUCCCGAAUCUGAAUCAAAGAUCCACGAGAUUAGCGGCAGUUUGCGCAGCCGUAAACUAAUGACAAUAUUAUUCUGCCGCGAACGUCGAGUUCGCCGCGGAAUUCGCCAAUCAAUGUCCUCGCACGAGUUCUCAAAUCGGAUAAGCCCGGAGAUUGAGCCACUCGUAAUGAAUCGGAUCGAUUGGGGGAUCGGGCUUCCCUGCGAGCGUACGUGCGGCGACACAUAUCGAAGAUGAGCCUGAGAGCGCGCCGCUAAAGCGAUUUAGCCACGGAUUCCAAACCGCGGUGGCGUCGCGAAUGGAAAGUUGGAAAUGGAAUUCGCAGGACCUCGGCCCCGCGGUUCCGGAGUUCCCUGAAUUUCGGCGGCAAUUAGGAGCGACGUUCAAUGGACGAUCACAGCGCGGCGGCCAAGUUGCGAGAGAGGGACUGGAAAUUAAUUCGGCCGUUGAAACGAAGUGAUAGAAGCGAUGGCUUCUCACGGUUACGUUACAUCGGCGGGAUAAUUCUAUAAAUACAAAAUUUAGGCCGGUAUUCAUAGUCAGAUCUUAUAUUUAAGACUGUCUAAUUAUAAGUUUAUCUUCAGAUAUUAUACGAGUCAUUUCAUUGGCUACGGAAUAUCUAAAGAUGAACUUAAGACGGUUUUAAAUAUAAGAUCCGACUUUGAAUACCAGCCUUAGAGCGGGGCAAGGACGCGAGCGCAAAUUAUAAUCUCUCAUGAAGUCCUGCUUGUCUGUCGUAAACUUCAGGCCGUUCACGAGUGGACGCACACGUCGACACGUGUCGCGUCAACAUUUCCUCAGCAGUCUCAAAAUUUUAGUGAAUUCAGACGAAUAUACCUUUUCGAUCACUCCUGAAUUCUGCACGAUUCUUGCAAAAUUAAUUUCGCCAACUUUCUGGGGAGGAAACACAUCCAUUUCGUCGUAUUUGACGACUUCGUGAAACUUCUAAAAUGUAACCUCUUGGAACUAAUGGGCUCGCAGGGGCAAUAAGAUGUCAUUGACGAUAGCAACCGUAAAAGUAAAAAUGUAAAAGUGCAGCCGUGAAUUCCGUUCCGAGAGGCUCCCAGCGAAAAAAAUGUUGAAAGCUCUUUGGCAAAAGGUGUCCAGAAAAGCGACCUCGACGUCGCGCGCGCUCAGGAGACCCUCGACGUUGCCGAGAGAGUCGGAGAAAUCUAUGAAAGAAAAACUUCGAUCGUCUCAACAAGCCAAGAUUUACGAAACGAGCUCCUCGCUUGGCGGUGUCGCGAUGCUUUUAUCGAAUGAAAAAUCACGAUUGUCGCGCGCGUUAAACGAGCAUCUGCGGAUUUCUCGUCGAUUAUUGGAACUGCGUGUUAUUCCAAAUACCAUGACUUCGCGUAGAAAUUCGAGAAUGAUAGAGAGUGACAUGUUAAUGGGCAAUUUGCUAUUUGCCCGACGUAAUAUCGUCGAGGGUAUAACUACUCGGCUUAAACGAUGGAGAAGUUCGCAGUCCAGCUGCGAGAAGGAUAACUGUUCGAAGAAAUCUCCGAGGUGUAUCGAGGACCAUCAGCAGUCCGCGGAAUCCUGCGGGAAAACGAUCGAAAAGUGCAGUGACGGUCAUCAAACAUCCGCGGAAUGUCGUCCAGGUUCUUGCAGCGAUUUAUUGAGUCAUCAAGAGUAUUAUCGGUCAAUCGAAUCCGGCUGUCCGAUCUAUUCGCGCAAACCUGCGCGAUAUAAUGAUCGGCGAGCAUGCGAUUCGCUAAUGUACGAUUCAACGACACGAGAUUCUCGUGAAUGCUCGCAAUCUGAGAUCGAUGAUGCAGACGUGAGACGAGUAAUCUUUUCUAAGCGCUGGACCACCGGGAAAUCGGCGACGGAAGGAGAAAUCCAUCGUCAGUGCCGGCUAAAGCUGUGCUCUUCACCUUAUAGAAGCAAUCGUGAAGAAGACAAAUGUUCUCCAUCAUAUACGCUGCCAGAUUGCAGCAAAGAGAAAACGGAAGAUGUGGGGAGAGAUGAGCUUAGUAGACCUGUUUGUAUUUCGCAACAAUGUCCUAAAUCAGAACCCUCAUGUCCCGAAAAAAUUCGCGCAUCGAUGGAAAAGGAAGCUCCCUGUGUGGGAGAUACCAUGUCAAGAAAACAUCCAAUACCAGAUCCUUACGAAGAUCAGACGAAACCCGACCCUCCGCCACCAAGACAACAACACUGGACGGAAAAUCUGCCGGCUUAUUGCGAAUAUUGCGUAAGGAAGACUCGCAAAUCGAUCGUAGAGCCCUCGCCAAUGAUGUUUGUUCCUCACAGGGAAUCGCGGAAAUCUCGGACGAAAGACGCCAAGAUACCAUGCUCUGCGAGUAACGCGGAUAGAAACGGAAUAGACGCCAAGACGAAGGUAACUCGCGCAAUGCCGCGGUCGCAGGAAAGCCUACCGCAAAAAUCCGCCGAAGACAAAUGCGUCGAUUCUCUAACGUUUCCCGUAGCAAUUAAUGCGACCAAGCCGAAAGCUCAGCUGUCUCCAACAUUAACAAAGAGCGGCAGUUGUUGCGCGAAAAAGGAGUUCGUCAUCUCAGACGUGAGCGACUGUAAGCCCAACGUGGCGAGCUUGAAGUAUCGGUUGAGCAAAUGUCCCUGCAUCAAGGAGAUGUGGAAGAUCGCCGAUCAGGAGUCACAGGUUGACAUUAACAAAGCGCGUCGAAAGCGGCGAGUACCUUCGUCCCACACGGGGAAGACGAAAAAACCGCGGCGGGAAACCGCGAAGAGGAGGAAGGGAAAGAGGAUCGAAUCGCGUAAUGGAUGGACGCGACAGAGGUACAAAGUUCGCCUGAGGAUUUUUCAGAAGAGAAACGAACAACUCGAUCCGUCGCCAAUCGCCGAGCUGAGACAACCGCGCUGCGAACAAGCCAGAUCGUCGAAACUACCGUUGAAAUCUACCGUGCGCGGGGCUGAACUUUCGCCGCGAUUGGGAAGCCCGCGUCCAUCCGAUUAUUGUCCAGCCGAGCGGCCGCUUGUCGAGCAUAAAAGUUACCCGACGAAGAUGGACGAGUGCAGGACGGCACGCGACGAAGGUUCGCAAAAGUGCAACCGCAAGAAGCGCUGCUGAGUUUUUGGAAGCUACUUUAUACGAACGCUCGGAAUUCGCGCCAGCGAAUUAAGACGCCAUUAAUUUCGCGAUAGCUGCCAACUUUACGCGGCCACUUUACGCUCUCGCGGCUACAAGUUGAAACUUCAACGGCACAAAUAAACGCAAAGUGACUGACAAAGGUGUCUGUAUUAAUAAUAUCGCGGUAAAUAUUUCCGUUGUGCAGCUGGCGACUGCGAUGUUGGCGCAGUUAAAAAUUAUAGGUUAAAAAUUAUAGGUUGGUUAUUCUUCCGUGAAACGCGGAAGAGUCGAGUGGAAACACAAGGUUCAUUGAAGUAACAGUCCGCUUUGCGCAGCCCCUUCAACGAGAUCUAUGUUUCCCGGGAAUUUCACAAAAUAUGAAACUAAUGAUACGUUCGGUAAUUGUUUGCGCUGCGACGUGGAUACGCGCGUAAAAAAAAUAGCACGGACGUUAAAGCACGUCCGCUGUAUUAUCCGCUUCCACUCUCUCUCUUUCUCUCGCGUGACAAUUAUUUAAUCUCGCUAAAAACGCGAGGACAUUAGAAGUUUGUGCAAACAGAAUUUGCACAGUGUCCGUUUAAUUUAUUCCGCCUUGUUUAUAUUAAUAGGAAGUUGUAUAGCGGUGUUGUAAGUGAAAUAUAUGCACGAGACGUCCAAAGGUGGCAUUAUAAAGGUGCAGGAUGGGAGGCGUGGAAAUGAAAAAAUGCAGCUCGGGUGGCCCGAGACGGCUGCAAAAGAAGUCCGCUCCGCAGCAGCUGGCCUCCAACUUUUCACGUUUAUCAUUAUCUCACCCUCUGUUCCUCCCUCGCGUCUUCCCCCUCUCCCCCUCCGCCCUCUCUUUCUCCGAGGCGUCCUCUCUCUUUCGUCGUACACCCUUAUUUUUGUACCCAAUGGAACAAACUUGCGCAUCAAACGCCGUUGUUUUAUGGCCGGUAUACAUUUUCAUUUCCGUCGGAGGAUGAUAUAUCUCGUAGCCCUAAUAAACGCGACUCAGGAUUUAGCAAGCAUUUAUCUUGUCUACAUAGCCGUUGGGUAAUGGGAAAAAAUGGAUACGCGCGGGAGUUCGCGUUAAUCCAAUUCCGAUAAUUAAUGCGAACCCGUGGCAGACGAGAUUUCACAUCCCAACGAAUCUACGCUCCCAAUUUGGUCGAUUUCGUUUUGCAUAACGUUCACGUUCCGCGUAACCGAUGCUGCCUCGUUAAUUCGCUUUCGUAAUUUUACAACGUAACCCGACGAUGAAGAACUCUAAAGUGGCUGUUCAGUCAAGGGGAACUGAACGAACUGUUGCGUGCGCAUAAAUAUACCGUGCGUAAUGCACGUCCGGUUAAUAAAACACGGACUACGCGCGAGUACCUGUUUCCCGAACUUAGAAUUCUAUACUCAGCCAAUGAGCUCGUAAUGCGUACGGGGACAGUACGCGACUCGUUAUGCCGCACCAGUGACUUUAAAAUUGUCAUCCAUCCGCGAGUACGUUAACCCGUAUUGGGUUUUUUCCCUCUCAUUGAAAUCGCGCGCAAUUAAGGAGCGGAGCAACGAUCUGCGGCAUCGGCGAUGUUCACAAUCGUUAACUCCGUUAAUUGAAGCCGACGCACAACCAUGGAUCACGGCCGUUCGGUUGUUUUCUGUAACGGACCUGGUGAACAGAUAGACAGACAGAUAGACAGACAAAAGAAAGGACGGAUGAACGGACUAACGGACGCAGGUACAAGCAACGACAAUCAUGCACGGUAUUUUCAUGACACAUUCAUACGAA
This is a messenger RNA of Odontomachus brunneus, 16940 nucleotides long. RefSeq lists its product as uncharacterized. The coding region runs from base 13211 to 15187 and encodes 658 amino acids. The record is from RefSeq and is a predicted model, not a curated record. Lineage: Eukaryota; Metazoa; Arthropoda; Insecta; Hymenoptera; Formicidae. The transcript is spliced from 2 exons.